AUGAAGUUCACAUCAAUCUUAGUUUCUGCAAUCACCGUUAUCGGAUUAGCUCAAGCUGCAAAUGAAUCUAAUAGUUCGUCAAGUUCCAGUAAUGCUGCUAUAGGUGGUGUUAGUAAAGCUGCUAGUGCAGGUUUACUUGGUGCUGCUGUAGCUGGUGUUGCCGCUUUCCUAUUAUGA
Messenger RNA from Naumovozyma dairenensis CBS 421, 177 nucleotides. It is a transcript of the gene HOR7, whose product is annotated as Hor7p. Lineage: Eukaryota; Fungi; Ascomycota; Saccharomycetes; Saccharomycetales; Saccharomycetaceae. The coding region runs from base 1 to 177 and encodes 58 amino acids. The record is from RefSeq and is a predicted model, not a curated record. The transcript has a single exon.